Messenger RNA from Neltuma alba, 1178 nucleotides. Its product is annotated as 1-aminocyclopropane-1-carboxylate oxidase 1-like. The transcript has 3 exons. Lineage: Eukaryota; Viridiplantae; Streptophyta; Magnoliopsida; Fabales; Fabaceae. Bases 41 to 949 code for a protein of 302 amino acids. The record is from RefSeq and is a predicted model, not a curated record.
CCAAAUAUCAUUUGUUCUCUUGAGAAAUAUAGGAGAGAUCAUGGAAGUCCCUGUGAUAGAUUUCAGUAAGUUCUGUGGUGAGCAGCGCGGCGAAGCCAUGGCUUUGUUGCACGAAGCUUGUGAGAAACGAGGCUUCUUUGUGAUUGAGAACCAUGGCAUUGACGCCGAGUUGAUGGAGAAGGUGAAGCAGCUGGUGAAUACAUACUACGAUGAGUACCUGAAAGAAAGCUUCUACCAGUCUGAGCUGGCCAAGAGCUUGGACAAGUCAGUCUCUCUCCCUGAUACAGAUUGGGAAACCACCUUCUUCAUCUGGCAUCGUCCAACCUCCAACAUCAAGGAAAUCCCGAACGUCUCUGAGGAGCUCUGCAAAGCAGUGGAUGAAUACAUAGCGCAGCUAAUUAAGGUGGCGGAGGCAUUAUCUGAACUGAUGAGCGAGAAUCUGGGACUGGAGAAGGAUCACAUAAAGAAGGCAUUCUCGGGAAGUAGUAAAGGUGCCGUAGUGGGGACAAAGGUGGCAAUGUACCCGCAAUGUCCAAAACCAGAAGCAGUGAGAGGACUGAGAGAGCACACAGAUGCAGGAGGGAUAAUCCUGCUGCUGCAGGAUGAUCAGGUGCCGGGUCUUGAGUUCUUCAGAGAUGGGAAAUGGGUGGAGAUUCCUCCGUCCAAGAACAAUGCCAUAUUUGUGAACAUUGGAGACCAGGUGGAAGUUUUGAGCAAUGGGAUUUACAAGAGUGUGCUGCACAGAGUCAUGGCCGAGAAGAAUGGAAGCAGACUGUCGAUUGCCACCUUCUAUAACCCUGCUGGGGAGGCCAUUAUAUCUCCUGCUCCCAAGCUGCUAUAUCCAAGUGGCUACACUUUCGGAGACUAUCUCAAGCUCUAUGGAAGCACCAAGUUUGGUGAGAAGGCUCCCAGGUUCGAAUCCAUGAAGAAUACACCCAACGGCCACUAAGACCUUCUGGCCUCAGAAAAGCAGUAUUAUACUAUCAUAUUAUAUCUGUCAAUUCAGUUUCACUAAUCAUAUGUUUCAUAUUGCCACAAAAAACAGAAAAAGGAAAAAUGUCUUGCAGGAUCAGGACAUGUUUUCUUUCUUUUCUGUUUCUUUCGUUUUGGCAUGAAUAACGAGAAAUUUUAUGUACUGUUACACAUACAUAUAUAUCCCCACACACACAGCCCCCCCC